Messenger RNA from Paramecium sonneborni, 692 nucleotides. Lineage: Eukaryota; Ciliophora; Oligohymenophorea; Peniculida; Parameciidae. The record is from the annotation of a GenBank genome assembly.
AUAUGCUUAAGUCCAUUACAGAAUUGUACGAUCAUGAAUAAUCAAAAUAUACGCAAUCUAAUCAAAAUUUAGAUAGCAAAUCAAAUAUUACUUACAAUGUAGUUCUGUUGAUGACCAAUAAAAGGGUUUUGUAAGAAGUGAUAUCAAGCAGCGUUGCCAACAUUCAUAAAAACACUUGAAAAUUACUCGAAGUCAUAAUAUCAGUCCUAGUAUUGGAUAAUACGAUGUUUCUUAUAAAGGUCUUGAUACUCAUCGAUACUAGGUCAAUUUUGGCAGUCCUAGAAUGGUUCAUAAACCAACUGAAGAAAUGAUAAGGACUGUCAGAGCUGAUCCUUUAAACCAUUAAAUCAAAUAGCACUCUAUAAAGGGAGGAACUGACUUUGAAAAAUAAGUUAGUAGAGAAUAGAUGUAUUUGAUUAGAGGUUGGCUUAAAUUCGAUAAAAGCAUGCGUGCUCCUAAAAGAACAUUAGAGGAAAAACUACGUUAACUUGAAGUUGGACAAGAGGCUUUACUUAAAUUUCCAUCUAUUGAUGUUAAAGAAAAUCCAUUAUUAUAAAUGAAAGUUUCACAUCUACCUUAUGAUUAUGAUAAAAUGAGAUAAAUUAGCAGAUAAUACCUGUAUUUAGUUUUAUUCUUAUUCAAGUUAAAAAUAUCAUAUUAAAGAAUCAGCCCUAAGAUUUUAUAGCCCUUGA